AUGAAUGACUCGCUAAGUUCUAACCGGAAACGAAGCGCCAGUCCCGGUCGUGAAUCUGAGCGACAGCAACGUCCACGCCAAGAUGGAGGAGCUGACAAGACGGCCGUGGCCCAGGAGUGUCACUGCACACCUAAGACGUGGUGGCAGGGAUGGACACGCGAUGAUGUCCAGACAUUUGUUUGCUGUUACCAGAAGGAAAUGCAGGGGGUGAAAGAGGCCAACCCCGGGUUGGACAGAGAUGCUCUCUUCAAUCUUCAAAAUCAGGAAUUAAUGCGACUGGUCAAACGCGACGUGGUUGGCCAUUACAAGAAGCUCAUGAUGUCCAAGGUGAAGAAGCAGAAGCCCAAGGAGGAGAAGGUGAGGAAAAAAUCCGAAGCGCCACACCCAACGACGACAGGACAGCAAAUGACGAAGACACAGCAAGCGGCAAGGCAACUGACACCCAGUGGAAUGGAGACUCAGUUGCCAUUGAGUCCUGAAAGCAGCAGCAACUGCAGCUACAAAGAGACGGACUGUUCUGACAGUCCUGAUUCUCCAGUCACUCUCACAGAUGAACAGCAGGCGAUUUUCGACAAGGUCAAGGAGGGCCAAAGUCUCAUGUUUACUGGCCCGGCUGGCACCGGCAAGUCUAUGCUCAUUAAAGAAAUUAAGAAAUGGUGCAGCAGAAACAAGAUCAACUGUGCACUCACUGCGCCCACUGGUCUGGCGGCCAUGAACAUCAAUGGGCAAACAAUCUACAGAUGGGCUGGUCUAGGCCUGAUGAAGAACAAUCUACUCGAUUCCCUACAGAAUCUCACAAAAAACAGAAUGGCCAUCUACAACUGGUACGAAACGGAUCUACUCAUCAUUGACGAAGCAAGUCAGAUAUCUGCAUCUACGUUCGACAAGAUUGACACAAUUGCUCGUCAUAUUAGAGCGGACCGUAGUAAAUUUGCAGAAGGAGGUUCUUGGGCAAAGAACUUUGCCCCUCAAGGGUACAAAGAGAACAAUGCUCCGUGCGGAAAAGACCUGAUGGAUGUUCCAUUUGGAGGCAUGCAGGUCGUCUGUGUUGGCGAUUUCUUUCAGAUAGCACCCAUCUGUGAUCGCGUAAAGCAACCCGAGGGCAAUUCAUCAAAGCAGGUGGCUGACACUAACAAGAACAAGAACAAGAAACGAGUCAAGGGACCUGACUAUAUUUUCAAGUCGGCAGCUUUCCAGGAGCUCUUUGAGUACAAUAAGUUCUGUCUCACAGUUUCCAAGCGUCAAGAACAGGGAUCCGAGUUCUCCAACAUGCUUGAAGCGCUCAGAAAGUACUCUGGUGAUAGAGCAGAUGGCGCAAUCAUAAAAAAGUACUUUGAUCAGUUUGUGGGCUCCCACGACGGAAAGGAGGCUGUCUAUUUAACUGGAACAAACAAGAAAGUUUCAGCGAUCAACGCCGACAACUUGGAUCGCUUGGCUGGCCCCGAGGUGGCGUUUAUUGCCUAUGAUUAUCGGAAUAAGAAAUAUGGUAAAUCCGAAAUCGACGCCCUUUUCAAGAAAAAAAUCCGUGCGGAGGACGUCAUUAUGCUGAAGCCGGGUGCACAGAUUAUUUUUCUGAAGAAUAAUCCACAUCUGGGACUUGUGAACGGUCAUCUUGGCCGGGUGGCAUUUUUAAUGGCCAUGUCCCUUUACCAAAAGUAUCACUACGAUUUCGACGUCCUUUAUCCUCUCUACAAUUACUUUAGAGGAACUAACAUUGACAUUAAAACUUUGGACAAUGAACCUCCUAAGGAUAUCGAGAAGGUCAUUGGCAUUACAUUCCAACAUCCAUGGUGUUACUACCGAGACGCCCUGGUAGCGAUUGAUGGUUCUUAUAAAACAGAGGCUCAUGCCCAAAAGCAGAACUACGACGGAAUGACAAUAAUUCCUGCCAAUCCUAGUCUCAACACCUGCUUAGAGGUUGUUAUCAAAGUGGGAGACAAUCAAGGACCGCAGAGCAACAAAUUCUUCCUAGUGAGUACGAAUGAGUUUGAGGAACUCGACUACAGUAAGCCCAACUCAAGCAAGCGCAAGUUCGAGAUUGCGGCAGAACGGAAAUACCCCGUGAUAUGUCGACGUACACAGCUGCCAUUGUCCUUGUCAUGGGCACUGACUAUUCACAAAGCCCAAGGUCAGACGCUCCGACGGACGAUGGUGGACAUGGAGAGCAUCGAUAGUGGACAGACUUAUGUUGCUCUCUCCCGGGUUAGGGCUCCAGAAGACUUGCGGUUGGUUUCUUUCAAGCUGCCCCUCAAGCUCACCGAUGUUUCAGUACAUGAAUUCGAUAAGACCCUCAAGAAUGUCUUGGAGUGA
Yarrowia lipolytica CLIB122 is the source of this 2310-nucleotide messenger RNA. RefSeq lists its product as uncharacterized. Gene Ontology annotation, biological process: telomere maintenance; DNA repair. NCBI's taxonomy places the organism in Eukaryota, Fungi, Ascomycota, Dipodascomycetes, Dipodascales. The record is from RefSeq and is a predicted model, not a curated record. Gene Ontology annotation, molecular function: DNA helicase activity; ATP hydrolysis activity.